AGGGGCCACCGCGGGCCGCUGGAGUCCGGGUGGUCACCCGCUCUGCCCCACAGUGAGGACGACGCUGCCACCGUGUACCGUGCAGCCGCCAUGCUGAACAUGACCGGCUCAGGCUACGUGUGGCUGGUGGGGGAGCGUGAGAUCUCGGGGAACGCCCUGCGCUACGCCCCGGACGGCAUCAUCGGGCUGCAGCUCAUCAAUGGGAAGAACGAGUCAGCCCACAUCAGCGACGCCGUGGGCGUGGUGGCCCAGGCGGUGCACGAGCUCCUGGAGAAGGAGAACAUCACCGACCCCCCGCGGGGCUGCGUGGGCAACACCAACAUCUGGAAGACCGGGCCGCUCUUCAAGAGGGUCCUGAUGUCCUCCAAGUACGCUGAGGGCGUGACCGGCCGCGUGGAGUUCAACGAGGACGGAGACCGCAAGUUCGCCAACUACAGCAUCAUGAACCUGCAGAACCGCAAGCUGGUGCAAGUGGGGAUCUACAACGGCACCCACGUCAUCCCCAACGACAGGAAGGUCAUCUGGCCAGGUGGGGAGACGGAGAGGCCUCGGGGCUACCAGAUGUCCACCAGGCUGAAGGUGCACCCCCGCGCCAGCCAUCCCACGAGGGGCAGCGAGGCCAGCGGCUGUGGGCAGGAGCAGGGUCUGGGGUCUGCGCACCCCUGGCACAGCAGAGGAGGCAGGCAGGUGGGCAGGGCCUCUUGCGCUGGGGCGGGCCCUGGGGCGGCGGUCCCCGAGAUGGCCGAGGGCGGGGGCCCAGCUCGCCGGUGGGGCCGAUGGCAUCCUGUCCCCGUCGCCCCACAGGUAAACAACAGCAAUAAGAAGGAGUGGAACGGGAUGAUGGGCGAGCUGCUCAGCGGGCAGGCGGACAUGAUCGUGGCGCCGCUGACCAUCAACAAUGAGCGGGCGCAGUACAUAGAGUUCUCCAAGCCCUUCAAGUACCAGGGCCUGACCAUUCUGGUCAAGAAGGAGAUCCCCCGGAGCACGCUGGACUCGUUCAUGCAGCCCUUCCAGAGCACACUGUGGCUGCUCGUGGGGCUGUCGGUGCACGUGGUGGCCGUGAUGCUGUACCUGCUGGAUCGCUUCAGCCCCUUCGGCCGGUUCAAGGUGAACAGCGAGGAGGAGGAGGAGGACGCGCUGACCCUCUCUUCGGCCAUGUGGUUCUCCUGGGGAGUCCUGCUCAACUCCGGCAUCGGCGAAGGCGCCCCCCGGAGUUUCUCAGCGCGCAUCCUGGGGAUGGUGUGGGCCGGCUUCGCCAUGAUCAUCGUGGCCUCCUACACCGCUAACCUGGCGGCCUUCCUGGUGCUGGACCGGCCAGAGGAGCGCAUCACGGGCAUCAAUGACCCCCGGCUGCGGAACCCGUCGGACAAGUUCAUCUACGCCACGGUGAAGCAGAGCUCGGUGGACAUCUACUUCCGGCGGCAGGUGGAGCUGAGCACCAUGUACCGGCACAUGGAGAAGCACAACUAUGAGAGCGCCGCGGAGGCCAUCCAGGCCGUGCGGGACAACAAGCUGCACGCCUUCAUCUGGGACUCGGCUGUGCUGGAGUUCGAGGCCUCGCAGAAGUGCGACCUGGUG
Molecule: messenger RNA, 1578 nt
Organism: Condylura cristata (star-nosed mole)
Lineage: Eukaryota; Metazoa; Chordata; Mammalia; Eulipotyphla; Talpidae
Gene: GRIN1
Product: glutamate receptor, ionotropic, N-methyl D-aspartate 1
Exons: 10
Biological process (GO): regulation of membrane potential; chemical synaptic transmission; ionotropic glutamate receptor signaling pathway
Cellular component (GO): plasma membrane; NMDA selective glutamate receptor complex; synapse
Molecular function (GO): NMDA glutamate receptor activity
Source: RefSeq, a predicted model, not a curated record